AUGGCAUCGCAGGCGUCGAGGUUGGAUCGUCACGUGAUCCUAUUGGAGAGCGGCUCGACACAGGUGGUGCGCAACGUGGCGGCCGACCAGCUGGGGGACCUGGCGCGGCAGCACCCGGACGAGAUCCUAGUGCUGCUGUCGCGGGUGUAUCCGUAUCUGCUGAGCCGGCGGUGGGAGACGCGAGUGACGGCGGCGCGCGCGGUGGGAGCGAUCGUGGCACAUGCGCGGCUGUGGGACCCGAACGGCGAAGGCGGGGAGCUUGCGGGGGAGGAGACGCGGCAACUGGAGGCGCUGGGGCGGUACGAGUGGCGGGGGCUACAGGACGACAGCGCGCUGUACAGCCUGGCGCAGUGGGAGCUGGGCAAGAUCUUCAAGGCGGGGCGGACGCUGCUGGCGGCUCGGUCGGACGCGUACGCGGCGGAGGAGAGCAAGAAGCAGGCCGUGCUGGCGGAGUACGUGCUGGAGCCGGCGGUGAAGCGGGAGGGCGUGGAGGCGCCGAUGUCGCCGGCGGAGUCAAAGAAGAGCGCACGCAUGCUGGCGAUGGCGAAGCGGCGGCGCAAGAUCCAGGCAAAGACGACAUCGAAGAAGCCGCUGGACUUGUCGCAGUCGUCCGUGGCGCGCAACCUGAUGAACCAAGACGCCGCGGCAGACGGCAGCAACGAGGACGAGGAUUCCGGUAAUAAUAAUAAUAGCAGUAACCAUAAUAAUAAUGAUAAUAAUGAUAGCAGUCACAGCAACACCGCGUCCCCGCAGCAGGUGCCGGUGCAGCUGAACAACCCUCGGCUGGAGAUUACAGAGCAGCCGGACUCCAACAAAAUUAUGAUAGAGUCGAUGGUAGCGCCAUUGCUGGAGAAGCAGCAGCGCGUGAGUGGUCUUGUGUGGCAAUUCCAAGGUAUUUUUGAGCUGUUGCUGGAUAAUUUAAUGAACGAUUCAUGGGAAAUCCGCCAUGGGGCGGCUCUGGGUAUUCGGGAGAUUGUCAAACGCCACGCCACUGGCGUCGGGCGCAUAAAGGGCAAGACUAGGCAGGAGAACGAUCUGCGAAAUAAAAGGGCAUUGGAAGAUUUGGCGACACGGCUGCUGACCAUAUUUGCACUAGAUAGAUUUGGCGACUUUGUGAACGAUACCGUGGUGGCCCCUGUGCGCGAGUCAGCAGCUCAGGCGCUUGCAGCGCUACUGAUUCAUUUGGAGGACGAUUUGUCAGUGAAGAUUUUCAGCGUGUUGGAGCAGCUUGUCCUGCAGGAUCCGAGGUACGUAGGCUCCCCGACUAAAAUAUGGGAGGCCACGCAUGGUGGUCUCCUCGGCAUUCGAUACUUCGUAUCGAUCAAGACAGAUUUUCUGUUUACCAACAACCUCCUGGACAAUGUGGUAAACAUUGUAUUAUAUGGUUUAAAUGAACGGGAUGAUGACGUCCAGAGCGUUGCAGCGGCAAUUUUAACACCAAUAACGUCUGAGUUUAUUAAACUGGAACCCUCAACGAUAGAUCUGGUUGUAUCCGCUAUCUGGAACUCGCUCUCUCAAUUAGAGGACGAUCUGUCGUCUAGCGUUGCGUCCGUUAUGGAUUUACUAGCAAAGCUUUGCCAGCACCAGGAGGUCCUUGACGUUUUACAUCACAAAGCUUCUACGCACCCAAUGGAAUGGUCGUUCAAAUCUUUGGUACCUAAGCUAUAUCCAUUCUUGAGAAAUACAAUCACGAACGUCAGAAGGUCUGUUUUAAACCUUCUACAAGCAUUUUUGUCCAUUGAAGAUGAGACUUCGAAGCAAUGGAUAAAUUCAAAGAUCUUUAGGCUAAUAUAUCAGAAUAUUUUAUUGGAACAGCAUGAUGAUAUUUUAGAGCAGUCAUUUCACGUUUACCGUACUAUGCUUGAAAUUUACAAGAGUAAAAAUCCAGAUAAAAGUUUAGAUCAUAUUUUCAGCAAGCAUCUCGCCCCUAUAUUGCAUCUCUUGAUUACUCCAAUUGGUGAGCAAGGAAAGAAUUAUAGCAUGGAAGCACAAUAUCUUUUGAAGCCCUCACAAAGCUAUCAGUUUAAUACCGAGAGGAAAAGGUCAAGCAUGACAGCUUUAAAUAAAUCCGAUAUUCCCAUGCCACUCCAUACUGAGCAUGUUAAUAUUGACGCUCCAAUGAUAGCAGGGGAUGUUACUCUAUUGGGCGCAGACGUCAUUUUUAAGACUAGGGUCCUUGCUGCGAAGGCCCUAGGCUAUACCUUAGCUGCAUUUCAGGAAUCUACGGUUAAGUCGUUUUUUGAAACUGCUUUGCUGAGUUGCCUGGAUUUGCCAUACGCGACACCCCGGAUGUUAGUCAGUAUAACCGUUGCAGAAUAUUGUUCUAGGUGGACAUUCCUGCAUCCAGAAACAGCGUUUCCUCCAAGUUUUGUUGCUGAUUACUUUGGUCCGAUAUUCAUGGAGUAUUUGUUUGAUCCAUCUAAGCUGCCUGUCUUCAGAGAAUUGGUGCCAAGCCUCAAAGCACUGAGAACGCAAUGUCAAAGCUUGAUGACCACUUUUGUCGAAGUCGGCAUGCUUUCUCCUCAACGACUUCCUCAAUUGGCCAUAAUUGUGAAGGGAGAGGCCGAGGCGGGCCCUGAAGCAUUCUAUAUUGAAACUGCCGAAAAGGUAUGUGAUGAGCACUAUGAAAAACUGUAUCAGUAUAUGUCCAACUCCUGUAAGAUUUUGGCAAAAAAACCGUUGGAAGAUGCUCGGUACCGCAUUCAACAAGCUAUUGAUGUUGCAAAGGAAGUCAGGAGAUCCCGCAAUUCGAAUAUUUUAGCAAGUUACGCAUCGGCAACGCUUUUGUUCGAUGGGUUGCCAAAGAAGUUAAACCCAUUUAUUCGCUCUUUAAUGGAUAGUAUCAAGGAAGAACAGUGUGAAAUCCUACAAAAGCGUUCUGGAGACUCGGUCAUUUAUUUGAUUAUGGAGUUAGUAAAGAAUGGGAAGGUGAACGUUGCAAACAAAGUUGUGAAAAAUCUAUGUGGAUUCUUAUGUGUGGAUACCGCUGAAGUACCUGAGUUUUCUCCUAACAUGCAUUAUACGGAUUCGAUCUUAACCCUAAUCAGAGAAGCGAACUCUUUAGCAGUUCAAGAUAAUGCAUCAAUUAAAUUAAUGACUAAGGAAGCACAAAUAAAACGUCGGGGCGCCAUGCACACCUUAAGUUGUCUGUUGUUGCAACUUGGGCCUAACGCUUUAACACAAGUACCGCAGUUGAAAGCGUCGAUCUUUGAUCCUUUACUCUCAUUUGGUGAUCUUGAUUCUGAUAGUGAUUCGAUUGAGCCAGAAGUUGGUCAACAACUCGUGGAUGCAUUAGGAGUUUUGAGGGCACUGUUCACGUACAUGGAUCCAGUAAUUCAUUUGGAACAUGUGUUUACGCGGUUACACGAUCUCUUAAAAUACCUGACUUCACGCUACUCCGUCGUACGUUACUCUGCUGCGAGAACACUGGCUGAAUUGGCAGUAGCCAAUCCAACUCAGGUUAUACCCUUCAUUAUUAAAGAGGUACUUCCACUCAUGAACAAUGCCGGCUCUGUAAUUGCCCGGCAGAGUGGGACAGAGUUGGUAUACCAUCUUUGUCAAUCUAUGGGAAGCGAUAUUCUGCCUUACAUUGUGUUCUUGGUUGUGCCAUUGCUAGGCAGGAUGAGCGACCCUGCUCCUGACGUACGCAGUUUAGCCACUACAACAUUUGCGUCUAUCAUUAAGUUGGUACCAUUAGAAGCUGGGAUUGCUGACCCUGAAGGGUUACCAGAGGAACUGUUAAGAGGACGGGAAAGAGAACGUGAUUUUAUCCAACAAAUGAUGGAUCCAUCUAAGGCAAAACCCUUUUCACUACCCGUUGCAAUUAAAGCUACCUUGAGAAAGUAUCAACAAGAGGGUAUAAAUUGGUUGGCUUUCCUAAAUCAUUACCAUUUGCAUGGAAUCUUAUGUGACGAUAUGGGUCUGGGUAAAACAUUACAAACUAUCUGUAUCAUUGCAAGUGAUCAAUAUCUGAGACAAGAAGAUUAUAAAACUACGAAAUCUGUAGAGACGCGGCCUCUGCCGUCAUUAAUUGUCUGUCCUCCAUCGUUGACCGGCCAUUGGGAACAAGAAUUUGAACAAUACGCGCCCUUUUUAACGGUUUUGGUUUAUGCUGGUGGUCCAUCGACUAGAUAUCCACUGAGAGGGAAAUUGGGCGAUGCGGAUAUCGUGGUCACCUCUUAUGAUGUUGCUAGGAAUGAUAUCGAUAUUAUUUCGAAACAUGACUACAACUAUUGUGUCCUUGAUGAAGGCCACAUAAUAAAGAAUUCACAGUCAAAGCUUGCAAAAGCUGUUAAGAGUAUACGAGCUAACCAUAGGUUAAUCCUUACAGGUACUCCUAUUCAAAACAAUGUUGUGGAGCUUUGGUCCUUAUUCGACUUUUUGAUGCCUGGCUUUUUAGGUUCAGAAAAAGCCUUCCAAGAACGGUUUGCCAAGCCAAUCGCCGCUUCCAGAAACAGUAAAACCUCUUCAAAGGAACAAGAAGCUGGUGCACUGGCACUGGAAGCUCUGCAUAAACAGGUGCUUCCAUUUAUGCUGAGAAGAUUGAAGGAGGAUGUUUUGUCGGACUUACCACCAAAGAUCAUUCAGGACUACUACUGUGAAUUAAGUGAUCUACAGAGGCAGCUAUACAAGGACUUUGCAAAAAAACAGAAGAACAUUGUUGAACGGGAUAUUGAAAAUACGAUGGAACUAGAAAGCAAGAACCAUAUUUUCCAGGCUUUGCAAUAUAUGAGGAAGUUGUGUAACCAUCCCUCGUUGGUUCUAAGCAAAGACCAUCCACAAUACAAUCAAGUACAGGAUUACCUAUCACAAACUGGAAUGGAUAUUCAUGAUAUUGCACAUGCACCAAAACUUGGUGCAUUGCGUAAUCUCCUCCUCGAAUGCGGGAUUGGUGUUCAGGAUGUAGAUCAAAACAGCAUUUCACUCCCUUCAUCGGAGAACGUUAUUUCUCAACACCGCGCAUUAAUUUUCUGCCAACUCAAAGAUAUGCUGGAUAUGAUUGAAAACGACCUAUUCAAAAAAUACUUGCCCUCAGUCACGUACAUGCGGUUAGAUGGUAGCGUCGAAUCCCGCGAUAGGCAGAAGGUUGUCCGUAAGUUCAACGAAGACCCAUCCAUCGAUUGUCUUCUCUUAACAACAAAGGUGGGUGGAUUGGGUUUGAACCUAACCGGCGCAGAUACAGUCAUUUUUAUUGAGCACGAUUGGAACCCAAUGAAUGACCUUCAGGCGAUGGAUCGUGCGCACAGAUUGGGACAGAAAAAGGUUGUUAAUGUGUACAGGAUUAUUACCAAAGGCUCUUUGGAGGAAAAAAUCAUGGGCCUACAAAAAUUCAAAAUGAACAUUGCAUCAACAGUGGUGAACCAACAGAACGCCGGUCUAGCAUCCAUGGAUACCCAUCAAUUGCUAGACUUGUUUGAUACCGACAAUUCUCUUGCGCAGGUCAAGGAGGAAAAGGCAGGUGCCAUCUCCGAUGACGUCACGAAUGAAACUGGGUUGACAGGAAAAGCAAAGGAAGCUGUCAGUGAGUUGAAGGAAUUAUGGGAUUCUUCUCAGUACGAGGAAGAAUACAAUUUGGACAAUUUUAUCAAAACUUUGCGUUGA
This is a messenger RNA of Eremothecium gossypii ATCC 10895, 5601 nucleotides long. RefSeq names its product DNA-binding ATPase (gene MOT1). The record is from RefSeq and is marked provisional. Gene Ontology annotation, molecular function: TBP-class protein binding; ATP binding; ATP hydrolysis activity. Lineage: Eukaryota; Fungi; Ascomycota; Saccharomycetes; Saccharomycetales; Saccharomycetaceae. Bases 1 to 5601 code for a protein of 1866 amino acids. The transcript has a single exon.